AAAGAGCGAUCCAAAACGAAUAGGUUGAUUAGCAGAAUCGUCGCUUCUGUUCCGACAAACACGAACGAAAAGCAGCAAAAUAAUAAAAUAACAAAUAUAGGACCCAAAUAAAGGCACCAAAAACGGUAGAAGUCGGUUAAAUUUCACAGUGAAUAUCGAAUAUUGCUGAAUCCCCAGCUGCGGCUUCCUUUUUCUUUCAAAAUCCUCGAGUAAGUGCAGGCGGAGAGCGAAAAGAGCGCGCGAAACGAGGAGAGACGGCGAGUAAAUUUGAGCCAGAAUUUCCGAUUGAGGUGACUUCCUAGGAAUAGUGAACUGAGCCAGAGACGCUUAUCAUCAGGCGGUUAUUAUGAAAGGCAAUCAUUAUAAAAUGUCUCGUAACAAAGACAAAUACGACAGCGCCAAUCGGCGGCAGCAGAUCUUUCUGUCGCAGGAGGACAUAGCUGCGGGCAAGAAGACGAACUGGAGUGGCCUAGAGAUUACUGGCUGCGUCCGCAAUAUCAGCCCGUCGCUGUGGGAAUUUGAGCAUCUAACCGCCCUCUACCUGAACGACAACCAGCUGCUGCGAUUGCCCGCAGACGUUGGCAUGCUGACCAGCCUCCGAACUUUGGACCUGUCCAGCAAUAAGCUAAGAAGUCUUCCCGCAGAGCUCGGCGAGCUCAUCCAGUUGCGGGAGCUGUUGCUGAACAACAACUUUCUGCGCGUACUGCCUUACGAGAUCGGCAAGCUGUUCCACCUCGUCAUACUCGGCCUCAUGGGCAAUCCGCUGCAAAAGGAGUUCAUGAACAUCUACAACGAACCGAACGGCACGCAGAAACUGCUCACCUACAUGCUGGACAACUUGUCAUUUACCGUGAAUCCACCGCCCCAGAGGCCCUGGCUGCCACUGGCCAAGCCCAACAAAACGCGACCAGCCUGCAUUUUUACGGUCAUGUGCUAUAAUGUGCUCUGCGACAAGUACGCGACGCGACAAAUGUACGGAUACUGUCCGUCGUGGGCGCUAUGCUGGGAGUACCGAAAAAAGUCGAUUAUCGACGAGAUACGGCACUAUGCAGCGGACAUUAUCAGUCUGCAGGAGAUCGAAACGGAGCAAUUCUAUCACUUCUUCCUGCCGGAACUCAAGAACGAUGGGUACGAGGGAAUCUUCUCACCGAAGUCGCGUGCUAAGACUAUGUCCGAGCUGGAGAGGAAGUACGUCGAUGGCUGUGCGAUAUUCUUCAGGGCGUCCAAGUUUACGCUGAUCAAGGAAUCAUUGAUCGAGUUCAAUCAGCUGGCAAUGGCCAAUGCCGAGGGCUCCGACAACAUGCUGAACCGCGUAAUGCCUAAGGAUAACAUCGGUCUGGCCGCACUGCUCAAGGUGAAGGAGAACGCAUGGGAGCCGAUGUCCGAGGUGACGCAGAUCUCGCAGCCGCUGCUCGUCUGCACGGCGCACAUACACUGGGACCCUGAGUUCUGCGACGUCAAGCUCAUCCAGACGAUGAUGCUUAGCAAUGAGUUGAAGACGAUCAUCGACGAGGCGAGCCACAGUUUCCGACCUGGUCACAAGAACGACUCCAAUGCUGUCCAGCUGCUGCUGUGCGGUGACUUCAACUCGCUACCCGAUUCAGGCGUUGUGGAGUUUCUCGGCAAGGGCCGCGUUUCCAUGGAUCAUUUGGACUUCAAGGACAUGGGCUACAAGUCCUGCCUGCAGCGGCUGCUCUCGAACGACACCAACGAGUUUACGCACUCGUUCAAGCUAGCCUCCGCCUACAACGAGGACAUAAUGCCGCACACCAACUAUACGUUCGAUUUUAAGGGCAUCAUCGACUACAUUUUCUACACGAAGACGGGCAUGGUGCCGCUGGGCCUGCUGGGUCCUGUCUCCAAUGAUUGGCUGCGCGAGAAUAAGGUUGUUGGAUGCCCACAUCCGCAUAUACCCUCUGAUCACUUCCCACUGCUGGUCGAGCUAGAGCUGAUGCAUACGGCUAGCCAACAGGCGCCUCCUAACGGGCUGAUCAAUCGCCGGUAGCAAUAGAAUAGACGCGGCAGACCCACCACCAGCAACAGCACCACAACCAGUACCACCCUGAUGACGACGACGACGGCGACGGCGGCCACGCGCACGUCGGCUGCCAGCGGGGGAGGAAGCGGGAGUGGGACUGGGAGCGGGAGUGGCGGAGUAGCUGCAAGUGGAAGUGGAGGCGGUGCACUCAUGAUCCCGGGCGGAUAUAGGGGUCGGAGCUGCAGCAAUAGCGGAUGCCAUCGUCUGACGGCUGCUCUCGGAGUGGCAAGAAAAGCAGUGAAUCCUCCCCCGCCGCCGCCGGCGGAUAAGCAGCAAACCGCCGCUCCCCAUCCCGCUCCCAACUGACGUGGCGAUCUGCUCGCAUCAAAAUUCAGUUUAAGUUAGAUACGACAAACUUUGAUUUCUAAUCCGGUCCCUCAGCUCUUGUACCCACCAUCCCCCCAAGAACCCUAAGUUAUAAGCUGACGACGUUGUGGAGGUCCCGCCGCUUUGUGCGCUGGAUCGCAAAGUGUGCUCACCAAUGCAACACAUUAACUAAGAUCGUAAUCGUAAUAGGAAGGAAUAUAAUUUACUUGCUGCACACCUCUUACGCGCUUCUCGUUUUGAUUUAUGAACUGCACGUUUUCACCAUCGAAUAAAUCCAUUAUAUACAAUAUGCACAUGUCAGCAGUUAAAUUCUUAAAUUCAUCUAUCCACAUUGUAAAUCUAAGCCGAUUUCGUUUAGCCACAUUUUUAGCAGCCGUUCGUAAAAAGUUCCCCGAAACCAAUUAUGCAUUAAGUGAAAAGUAAAUUACAUUGUGUAAAAAGUAAAAGAAAAAAGAUAUCUAAGUAAAAAGAACAUAUGCAAAUUUAUCUGAUCAACCCGUUUUCCAAAUUGAGUCUGUCAGGGUUAAAAAAAACUACAGAGUUACCACAUACAACUAAUGUGUAAAAAAACUAUUUUGGCCAGGCAAGUAAAUGCUCCAUAUGUGCAAAGUAAAAUAGAUCUAGUUGAUAAUGCAGCCGCAGAUUCAUGUAAUGUAUAACAUUAGAAAGCUUAAAAAAAAAAAAAAAAUGGUCGUCUGACUAUAAUUUGAGUGCAUUGGGAUAGGUCGUUUUGUGUGGAUUGGAAUCGGUCAAAUAUUAUGGUGGCGGAACUUUUUACAAUAAGAUUCUUCUUAACAAUCAUGCAAAGUGAAGAAAACUGUCAAUGUAUUCAUUUCCGCUACUCCGAUUCUGAAGGAUAAGAAAUACACCCACCCUAUUGUGCAUAUUUAGACCUAAAAAGAUCUUACAAAAAUAAACUAUGUGUACAUACAUGCGUGCAGCAAAAAUACAAAGUAAAUGUCGAAGGAGAAGUAUUUUUAAGUAUUGAACGAAGAUCCGUCAUCUAUGGAAACGUUUCAGCACACAGAAAAUCUUCAUGUCCGGCUGCCCUCAUUGAAAACUCAAAAAAAGGUUGAGUGUAUCAGGAUAAUAAAGUUUGUAAACUGAUGGCAUAAACGAGGCGCAAAUCGGCAAGCGAUCUUCAAUCACCGAAACCCCUCAUCAAAAUAAAUAAAAUCAACAG
This is a messenger RNA of Drosophila melanogaster (fruit fly), 3548 nucleotides long. It is a transcript of the gene twin, whose product is annotated as twin. Gene Ontology annotation, cellular component: cytoplasm; nucleus. The record is from RefSeq and is marked reviewed. NCBI's taxonomy places the organism in Eukaryota, Metazoa, Arthropoda, Insecta, Diptera, Drosophilidae. Gene Ontology annotation, molecular function: poly(A)-specific ribonuclease activity; catalytic activity. The transcript is spliced from 8 exons. The coding region runs from base 347 to 2005 and encodes 552 amino acids.